This is a messenger RNA of Ostrinia nubilalis (European corn borer), 3326 nucleotides long. RefSeq names its product probable cytosolic Fe-S cluster assembly factor GL21135. The transcript is spliced from 8 exons. Gene Ontology annotation, cellular component: cytosolic [4Fe-4S] assembly targeting complex. Gene Ontology annotation, biological process: iron-sulfur cluster assembly. NCBI's taxonomy places the organism in Eukaryota, Metazoa, Arthropoda, Insecta, Lepidoptera, Crambidae. The record is from RefSeq and is a predicted model, not a curated record. The coding region runs from base 132 to 1568 and encodes 478 amino acids.
GUCAAUACUGACAGCUGACAAAAUCAGCUGUUUUGUUCUGUUCAUGUUGUUGAUGUGUUGUUUUUUCAUUACAAAAAUAUUAAUUAUUACCACAAAUAACUAUAUUUACUCAAUAAAGACUAAUCAGAAUCAUGACUUCUAGAUUUAGUGGUGCAUUACAGUUGACGGACCUUGAUGACUUCAUUACACCAUCACAGGAAUGUAUCAAACCUGUGAAAAUCGAAAAAACAAAAAGUAAAACAGGUGCUAAGAUCAAGAUAGGAGAAGAUGGGUACUUUGAUUUAUCAAGCGGCAGGGAGCAGAAACUUCAGAAAGUGGAGAUCACUCUUGCAGACUGCCUCGCGUGUAGCGGCUGCAUCACGUCUGCUGAGAGUGUGCUGGUCACGCGCCAGAGUCAAGAAGAGCUCUUACGAGUAUUCUCAGAACGAAAAUACACAGAUAGCAAAGGUGUGACCAAGAAUGUCAGCUUAGUAGUAAUUUCACUAUCCCCACAGCCAGUGUUAUCUAUGGCGGCUCGCUACAAACUUUCCCCAGAAGAAGCUACCUCCAAACUGGCAGGCUACUUUAAAAGUUUAGGAGCAGAUAUGGUGUUAGAUAUGACUGUAGCAGAAGAUUUGUCUCUGCUUGAGGCUCAGCAAGAGUUCUUGCAGCGGUAUCAGGACCAACAAAAUGAUCCCACAUCUAAAAACCUGCCAAUGUUAGCAAGUUCUUGUCCAGGAUGGGUAUGUUAUGCAGAGAAAACACAUGGGUCUUUCAUACUGCCUUACAUAUCCACCACCAAGUCUCCCCAACAGAUAAUGGGCUCAUUGGUCAAGCAGUAUCUAUCAAAGAAGAAAGAAGUGACCCCUGGGGAAGUGUACCACGUGACCUUCAUGCCCUGCUACGACAAGAAGCUGGAGGCCUCUAGAGAAGACUUUUACAGUGAAAUGUUGAACUGCCAUGAUGUUGACUGUGUUAUAACUGCAAUUGAAGUAGAACAAAUGCUGGGCAACAGCAACAUGUCUCUAUCAGACGCCACUGAAGCCGCGCUGGACUGGGCGUGGGGUGACGGCGAGCCGGCCGGGGUCAAGGGCCGCGCGGGCUCGGGCUCCGGCGGCUACGCAGACAGCAUCUUCCUGCACGCCGCUGAGCAGCUGUUCGGAGAGACGAACGCGCAGCUGGUUUAUAAGAAUCUCAGGAAUCCUGACUUCAGAGAAGUAACUUUAGAAAAAGACGGCAAAGAAGUCUUGAAGUUCGCAAUCGCGAACGGGUUCAGAAAUAUACAGAAUCUGGUGCAGAAGCUCAAAAGGGGGAAGUCGCCUUACCAUUAUGUGGAAGUCAUGGCGUGUCCAUCAGGUUGCCUGAACGGCGGUGCGCAGUCCCGGCCCGUAUCCGGCGAGAGCGGGCGCGCGCUCGUGCAGCAGCUUGAAGCGCUUUACGCCGCACUUCCUCGCGCCACCGACCGCGCCGCACGCCGGCUUUACGCUGAAUGGCUCGACGGCCGUGACUCUGACAAGGCAAAAGCGGUGCUGCAUACAGCCUACCACGCUGUGGAGAAGGCUGAUAUCGCGCUCAAUAUCAAGUGGUAACCAAGACCGUCUAACUAAAAUGCCCAGGGCCCACUAGGGCCCUUUUAGUAUUUUAGACACCCUGCAACUCUCACUUUACGCCGCGUGCCGGCUUUACGACGACUAGCUUGACGGCCGCGAUUUCGAUAAGGCGGCUAAGGUGGCGCUGCACACAACCUACCAUGCUGUAAAAAAGGACGACAUAGCGCUCAACAUCAAGUGGUAACCAAGACCGUCUACUACUAGAGCCCUGGGCAUUUAGACACCCUGCAGCUCUCACUUAUACCGCGUGCCGCCUAUACGCCAACUGGUUUGAUGGCCGUGCCGUGACUCUUAUAAGGCGAAGGCAGUGCAGAGUCUACCAUGCUGUGGAGAAGGUCGGCAUAGCGCUCAAUAUCAAGUGGUAACUAGACCGUCGAACUACUAGAACUACUAGGGCCGUGGGAAUUUAGACACCCUGCAGCUCUCACUUUACGCUGCGCGGCGUCUCUACGACAAAUAGCUAGAUUGCCGCGACUCUAACAAGGCAAAGGCGAUACUACAUACAGCCUACCGUGCUGUGGAAAAGGCUGACAUAGAGUUCAAUAUCAAGUGGUAACCAAGACCGUCUCCAACCUACUGCGCCUUGGGUAUUAAUAAUAUACCAGGAGGCAGUCCUAGAUCUGUCAAUAGGCCGUAUAGGCCGCGGCCUAGGGGCGGCAGAUUUUAGAUGACGCUUACUCGAUUUCAGAAGAUAAAAGUUAAAUGAAGAUCCAACCCCACCCUAGCCUACGGGCGGCAAAACUGUAAAUCCGCCACAGCCAGGAGGUCCUUUUCCUAGAAUUCAGCGAUUACGCACAACUGUUAGUAUUCGCAGGUUCUGUUUAAUUUUUUCUUGGUGGCAGACGGAUUCGAUCACGGCACCCAGAGAGGUCUGUCGGUAUCACAAACAAUGCCUAAAUUCAAAUUUAAUUUAAUAACUUUUUGGUCGUGCAAUAAGCUGACGCAAUAGCAGCUAGUGGCGCGCGGUGUAAUAAUCUUGUUCGGACAAUCUCGCCAGAUGGCGUGAGUUAUGAAAUUCUAUCCAUUUGAAAUGUAAAUGUAACGCCCAACAACUUGUAUUUACUUUUCUCCAUUGAUAAUGGCAAAUUGGUGACCUACGAGUAUGAUGGUGUAGUUUAUACGUAUUGUUACAAUUUUAAUUUGUCUAAUAAGUAAACAAUUAUGUAUAAUUAGGUAUUAUUUAUAUUUUAUGUAAUGAAAAUGAAAAUCUCUGAUUUAUAAUGCUACAAGAGAUAAUAUUUAUGUAACUUUUCAUAUUAUAUUAUACUGUUUUUAGUCACAAAUAAAGGCAAAGCCAGUAAGGGCUUGCCUAUUCUAUUCAUGAUAAAUAAUUCAAUUUAUUUAUAAUUAUGUAUUUUAUUUAUAAUUUAAAUAAUAUUUUAUUGACUUACUUUAGUUUCCUUAAGCUUAAAUAAUGAAAUAGUACCUAAUUUAAAUAUUAUGCAUACUGCAAGUAUUCACUAUCAAUACAUAGAUAUUAUUUUGAAGCACCUCUGCGUUGUAUUGUUACGUUAUGUUGUUGUUAUUUGUAUAUUUUGCACAUUUAUGCAACCAGUUUCUAAAGAUUGGGUUUGAAAAUCGUGAAACCUUAGUUCCCUCUCCCUUGCCCAUUUAUCUUGAGAAUGAGAGGGAAAUAGGUGUCACUUUUUUCAGAGCCAUAUUUUACUGGCACGGUUGUAAAUAUUUUGAUUGUUUGUUGUUAAGGAAGGAGGAACAAUAAAAUUGUUGAAAGUAAAA